This is a messenger RNA of Branchiostoma belcheri (Belcher's lancelet), 1958 nucleotides long. RefSeq names its product ankyrin repeat and SOCS box protein 1-like. NCBI's taxonomy places the organism in Eukaryota, Metazoa, Chordata, Leptocardii, Amphioxiformes, Branchiostomatidae. Gene Ontology annotation, biological process: intracellular signal transduction; positive regulation of protein catabolic process; protein ubiquitination. The record is from RefSeq and is a predicted model, not a curated record. Bases 182 to 1090 code for a protein of 302 amino acids. Gene Ontology annotation, molecular function: protein binding. The transcript has 5 exons. Gene Ontology annotation, cellular component: nucleus; cytoplasm.
UCAGCGCCCCUUAUUUUUAUAGACGUUAGAGUUUACGACCUAAAGCUAAAAUUAGACGCAAAGCGAAACGAUUUCCAGCGUGAUUCGCUAGGGUUCAGAGAGCAGGUGAAUUGUUCAAUCAUUUCAGGGUUUCCAGUGAAUAUCAGCAAUAAAAUCAUAUUGAGUCCUUGCCUGCCUCUACAUGAUGGAAGCUGUACAGAAGGAGAGACUGUCAGCAUUGUUGAGGCAGCUGGUGCCACUGAGGGAGGGGGAGGACAACCAGCUACACAAGGCAGCAGAGACAGGAGAUCUGGAGAGUUUAAGACAGCUGGUAGAAGGUGAUAUGAAAGGGCAGAUUGACAGUAAGAAUCAUCUUGGCUGCACACCACUGAGGCUAGCAGCAGCGAAGGGUCAUGUGGACUGUGUGCAGUACCUGGUCUCACAAGGUGCAGGGCUGGAGGUGGCAGACAUCAAGUCACAGACCCCCUUGUAUGCAGCGGUGCGAAGGAAACACCCAGACUGUGCUGAGGUUCUGUUGAAGGCUGGUGCCGCCCCUAACGGUGACCCGAAUAACCUCGCCACACCUCUGUUCAGGGCGGCUCAAGAUGGCUGCCUCCAGUGCAUGAAAGUGCUGAUCCGAUACGGAGCAGAACUUAACUUCUCCAAACCCAUCAUGGAAGAGGGCGCUCUCUGCAGUACUGUACUGUACAUCAGCUUGAUUUACAAACAUUUUGAAUGUUGUAAGUUACUGCUCUGCUCCGGUGCCGACCCAGACUUCCACAUCAGAAAGAAGUUGAAGCUAACAAACCUGGCAAGAGAAAAGUCCCUUCUACGAGCUGUAGUAAGGCAUGAUCUACCUGUAGAGUUUGCCCAACUACUCAUAGAGUUUGGAAUCAACAGGUUCCAAAGAGACUCUGGUGGAAAGACAGCAGACAGCGACUCGGAGAAUGAAAGUGCCAGAUUUAUCCGACUGAGUUUAGCGGCUCCACUUCUUCUGCAGUCACAGUGCCGAAUUGGAAUCAGACGAUGUCUUGGACCACACAGACUCCAACAGAUUCCAGCACUUCCCCUGCCAACCAACCUCAAAAACUUUCUCCUGUUUGCUACCUAAUAAAUAUUUUCAUGUCAUUAAGUGGGCCACAAUGUUUGAUACGGAUGUUCCCACCCAUGUGAUAACUUGCUGUAUCACACAGGGUUCUGACAGUUAUCACACUGGCUUCCAAAUGUUCCAUGGAAUAAUUUGAAUGCAUUUUGCGUGUGCUGUGUGCACUGCUUUCAAAAAUUGAUGUUACAAUUUUUGGUACAUUGAAAUGUGUGCUUUCUCUGGGGUAAACAUAAUUACCAAAAUUGCAGUGAGAACUUCCUAUUAAAGAGACUUAAAAUGAAUAUCUUUGACAAUUUCAUAUGCAGUAGAUAAAUGCAGAAACUUACAAAUUUAAGACAAACUUAAAAAUACAUGACAUGUAUCAAACACUAAGCCUGUGGAAUCAACUUGGCAUAAAUGACACCUUGCAAUAUUGCUAUGAACUGCAUGUGAGUAACAUCUCCAGUCUUACCAAUUGCCCCAUACCUCAGUCAGCGCCCAUGGAAUUUUGGAAUAUCCUCAAGCAGAUUUCUGUCCCCACUAGGCUAGCGCUAUGAGGGCAUCUAGUGGUUGGUUUUAGGUAGUGCAGCUACUAGGCUCACUUAAAACUUAUUGUAAAGUCGACCAUUGAAUUGCACUUUCAAAUAAAGCGAGGAGUAAGAAAGGCUCACUGGCCAGAAAAUUGUAUUUUGCACGAUUGGUUGUCUCUAUUGAUGAGAUUAGUGUACUGUAAAGGAUAUCUGACAGUUCUGAUUGGUUGAUGAAGAAGAUUUAAUCAGGAAUGGUAAUUAAAGCUGUCCACCGUAGACUUUGACAUUUGAAACUAUGACAUCACAGGCAAGCACAUAAUUGUGUAAUCAGUAGCAAAAAUAUUGAAGUCAUAAUGUUUUUUUCA